Molecule: messenger RNA, 901 nt
Organism: Osmerus eperlanus (European smelt)
Lineage: Eukaryota; Metazoa; Chordata; Actinopteri; Osmeriformes; Osmeridae
Product: ubiquitin-conjugating enzyme E2 E1-like
Exons: 6
Coding region: 218-796 (192 amino acids)
Biological process (GO): protein K48-linked ubiquitination
Cellular component (GO): nucleus
Molecular function (GO): ubiquitin conjugating enzyme activity
Source: RefSeq, a predicted model, not a curated record
CCUUUUCCCCCGACUGCGUGUGUUUCAUCACUGUGGCUCAGCGCGCGACAUGAUUCCAUUGCGAUUCCAUUGCUCGAUUACUUCCGCCGUUUGGCUAGGCACGAAUCUAGGCAGAGGGGGUUGACUAUACAGACCAAAAUCCAAAAGGGUUCCCCAUUUGUGUCCCCACUGUUUUCCACACCUUUUAGGUUCCUGCUCAUCUCUUGGUCAGUGUGGUAUGUCUGAUAAGGAUUUACAUGCUAGAACAAGCUCUACAACAUCUUCUUCCUCGAGUCAAAACAAACAGGGGGACAUAUCUUGCAAGAAGCGGGAUUGCAAAGCCACUAUGAGCAAGACCUCUAAGCUGCUAUCUACCAGCGCCAAGAGAAUUCAAAAAGAGCUGGCAGAUAUCACACUGGACCCUCCGCCAAACUGCAGCGCUGGACCCAAAGGAGACAACAUCUAUGAGUGGAGGUCAACCAUCCUGGGCCCGCCAGGCUCUGCUUAUGAGGGAGGGGUCUUCUUCCUCGACAUCGCCUUCACACCUGAUUACCCCUUCAAACCACCCAAGGUAACAUUCCGUACAAGGAUUUAUCACUGCAAUAUCAACAGCCAGGGAGUAAUUUGUCUGGACAUCUUGAAGGACAACUGGAGUCCAGCCCUCACCAUCUCCAAGGUGCUGUUGUCCAUCUGCUCCUUGCUUACAGACUGCAACCCUGCUGAUCCCCUUGUUGGAAGCAUCGCCACCCAGUACACAGCUAAUAGAGCGGAGCAUGACAGAACAGCCAAACAGUGGACGAGACGGUACGCCACAUGAACCCACAGAGACAAACAGUGUGUGUGUAUUUUUUUGUUUUGUUUUUUUUGACUCAUAAUUAAGUUAUCUCAAUAAAUAUGAAAAUAAAUAUAAGUAAUGAAAAUA